AUGGCACCACAAGACUACAACAACGGCGUCCCAGGCCUGCCCUACUUUACCCCAAAACACAUCACCAGUCCAGGAACACCAGCUCCCAAUGCCCAGCAAAAUGGGUCAACGCCGACACUGUUCACACCCCUCACGAUCCGCGGCACCACGCUGCGCAACCGUAUCUUAGUAGCACCCAUGUGCCAGUACAGCACCGCAUCUGAGGGGCCGACCACAGGCGCGUUGACCGAUUACCACAUUGCAACGCUCGGCCACUAUGCCCUCAAAGGCGCAGGUCUAGUCUUUAUAGAAGCAACCGGCGUGCAAGCCAACGGUCGUAUAUCGCCAAACUGCCCCGGUCUAUGGAGCGACUCCCAGAUCCCCGCAUUGCGAAGAGUGUCGGACUUUAUCAAAAGCCAAGGAGCCCAGAGUGGCAUCCAACUAGCUCACGCAGGAAGGAAAGCCAGUACGUGCGCACCCUGGAUCGCUGGUGCACAGAAAACAGCUGGUGGGACAAGGAAAGUCAGCGUAAAAGCCGACGUCGAUGCAGGUGGCUGGCCAUCCAACGUCGUUGGUCCCAUGGGCGGCCAAGAAUGGGCCUGGGAUGAGAAGGCAGCAGACGACGAGAGCAGCGGAUACUGGGCGCCUCGAGCCUUGAGCGAAGAGGAGAUUGGCGAAUUGGUCCAAGACUGGGCCGCCGCAGCGCAACGAGCAGUCAAAGCCGGCAUUGACGUGAUUGAGAUACACGGUGCGCAUGGCUACCUAAUCCACCAAUUCCUCUCGCCCGUCACAAACCAACGAACGGACAAGUACGGUGGUUCCUUUGAGAACCGCACGCGCAUCCUUGUUGAAAUCAUCAAAGCGAUUCGUGCCGUCGUCCCGGACAGUAUGCCCGUGUACCUCCGCAUCAGCUCUACCGACUGGAUGGAGGAAACAGAAAAGGGCAAGAAGCUCGGCUCCUGGGACGUCGAAAGCUCAAUCCGCCUCGCCAAGCUGCUGCCAGGCCUGGGUGUGGAUCUCCUCGAUGUGAGCAGUGGGGGUAACCACCCGGAGCAGAGAAUCAACAUGUUUGAUUCAAAGGACUACCAGAUCAAGAUCGCCGCGCAGAUACGCGCUGAACUGAAGAAGGAGAACCUUGGUCUCUUCAUCGGUGCCGUGGGCCUCAUUACUGAAGCGGAACAGGCGAGAGAUAUUGUCGAAGAAGGUGGAGCGGCUGAUGCGGCGGCCUCCCAAAUCAGCGACACGGAACUUGCAAAAGAGGCUAGGGCUGCGGUCAAGGUUACUGAGGGUAAGGAGCCGUUGGCGGAUGUUGUAUUGGUUGCUAGGCAGUUUAUGCGCGAGCCUGAGUGGGUGUUGAGGGUUGCGUGGCAGUUGGGUUUGGAUGUUGCGUGGCCGAAUCAGUUUUUGAGGGUGAGGUUUCCGAAACUAUAG
Messenger RNA from Alternaria burnsii, 1410 nucleotides. Its product is annotated as nadh-dependent flavin oxidoreductase. Lineage: Eukaryota; Fungi; Ascomycota; Dothideomycetes; Pleosporales; Pleosporaceae. The transcript has a single exon. The record is from RefSeq and is a predicted model, not a curated record. The coding region runs from base 1 to 1410 and encodes 469 amino acids. Gene Ontology annotation, cellular component: intracellular anatomical structure. Gene Ontology annotation, molecular function: FMN binding; NADPH dehydrogenase activity; NADP binding.